AAAUGGCUACUAGAAAAAUGUGAGGACUUAUUCAGAGUGAGGCCUAGCCAUGUGCUAACGGUGACAGGAAUCUAGAAUUGGACAGUGGAGGAAAGCAAGUGAUCUCAAGUAGUCCAAUAAGAAAGACUUAUCCUUUGGACAUCACAUGUCCCUUUUCCCCAUCCAAGUUUAAUCCCCUAAUAAAAACCACAAAAACAAGUAAGAGACCGUUCAUUGACUGGAGAAAGUGUGCCUAAUAUGGAUGUCUGACUAAGCAGGGUGAUGUGUGGAUGCUGAAACACACCGCGACCCCACGGGGGCACCACUACACCCACCCAAGAUGUGAUCACCUCUCUGUGUUUUGCUGCACACUGUGCUCUCUAUGUGUUCUGUGUGAUCUCUUUUCUUCUAUAGGAGGGGCCAUCAAACCUGUGGUGACCUUCACACCCAACUGGGGGAAUAUAUUAUACUUUGAUGAUGUGACUAUAACAUGUGAUGUGCUGUCUACUGAGGAGCCCCGGACCUAUCACUGGUACAAAGAUAAGAGACUGAUAGAAAGAGAUCAACAGAGACUUCAUAUCAUUGGAUCUUCAGUAGAGGAGGACAGAGGAGAUUACCAGUGUCAGACCAUCGGUGGUGAUAUCAGUGAUCCCGUCUUCCUAAAUGUUACAAUAAAUUAUGUCAUCCUGCAGAGACCCCUAUCUGCCAUCUAUGAAGGAGACCCCCUGACUCUGAGAUGUCAUCAUAUAAAAGAUUUGGAUGCAAUAAACACAACAUUCUACAAGGAUGAUCAGGAGAUAAAAUCAUCAGAAUCUGACUCCACAUUCCAUAUUCCUAAUAUAAGGAGGAGUCAGUCUGGACUCUACAAAUGUACUAAAAGAAUACACCGCUAUGAUAGAUCAAUUGUGCGAGAGUUCUCAGAUGUCUCCUUUAUCUCUGUGAAAGAGAUCUUCUCUCCUCCAGAAAUAAAAGUGACCCCGUCCAGGGUAAUAGAAGGAGGUGAGAUGACGGUGAGAUGUGACACCAGACUGGAUCCACUCAGAGGCGGCACAGAGCUGCACUUUGCCUUCUACAGAGAUGGACGGACUGUGCGGGGAUACAAUGUAUCUGAUACAUACAGAGUGCGGUCAUCUCAGCUGGAGGAUUCUGGGAAAUAUACCUGUGAAGUGAGGACGACGUCUGACACUGUGAGGAAGAUGAGUGAUGGGAUCCAUAUCCAGAUAACGCAGAAAUAUGAUUACACGGUGCAGAAUAUAAUACGACUGGUGAUCUCUGGAAUUGUAUUAUCUGCUGCUGUAUGUUUCAUCUACUUCCACAACAAGUGGUAGAGAAGAAGAGGAAGAA
This is a messenger RNA of Rana temporaria (common frog), 1323 nucleotides long. Its product is annotated as Fc receptor-like B. The coding region runs from base 270 to 1307 and encodes 345 amino acids. The transcript has 4 exons. NCBI's taxonomy places the organism in Eukaryota, Metazoa, Chordata, Amphibia, Anura, Ranidae. Gene Ontology annotation, molecular function: transmembrane signaling receptor activity. The record is from RefSeq and is a predicted model, not a curated record. Gene Ontology annotation, biological process: cell surface receptor signaling pathway.